Molecule: messenger RNA, 1311 nt
Organism: Ctenocephalides felis (cat flea)
Lineage: Eukaryota; Metazoa; Arthropoda; Insecta; Siphonaptera; Pulicidae
Product: glutamate [NMDA] receptor subunit 1-like
Exons: 8
Coding region: 1-1311 (436 amino acids)
Cellular component (GO): membrane
Molecular function (GO): ligand-gated monoatomic ion channel activity
Source: RefSeq, a predicted model, not a curated record
AUGGGUCGACCGUUUCGUGUUUCAACUUUCACUUACAAACCAUAUACUAUAGUAAACCCCGUGAUGAAAGGUAAGCCUUAUAAAAUUGCUCGUGGUGGAAAUUUUGUAGUAAAUAACGCUACCAAGGGAGCCCCAGAAGAUUCUUUAGCAUUGCUAGACGGAACAGAAGCUCGUCCAUUUCAUCUGUACUGUUUGAAAUACAACUGCACUGUUGAGUUGCUAGAUUACGAGUUUGAAAAGUGGGGAGACAUUUGGGACGAAAAGAAUGGGACAGGACUACUUGGAGCGGUUCUUAGACGCGAAGCAGACGCCGGAGUAGCAGCGCUUUGUCUCUGGUAUCAUGAGUAUCAUUACUUAGAUCUGGCUGCUCCACUUACUCGCACAGGCGUAACUUGUGUUGCUCCAAAACCAAGGCGAUUAUCUGCGUUCUUUAUGCCGGCUCAACCAUUCUCCAAAGCAUUGUGGAUUUGUGUUUUUAUAGGAUUUGUAUCUUCCAGUCUGAUGAUCUGCGUAGCUCGGGGUAAAGAUCGGCAUGAUCGAUUAGGUCAUGCUUUUAUGACUGUAAUGGGAAUUUAUCUUGCGCAAGGAGCAAUGGGAAAGGUUGGAGGAGGUGCGAGGGUUGGAAUCAUUGCACUUUUCUUAGUUUGCGGUUUAAUACUUGGCUUAAUAUAUGGGGCAGGUUUUAGCAGCAUUAUGACCGUACCCAGAUUUGAACCGCCAAUAGACUCGGUUCAUGAUUUACGAGUUAGCCAACUUCUUUGGGGAUCGACUGGGACUGGUUUCAUUUUUUCAAUGCUUGGCGACGAUCGUGAUGAUAUAGUAGCACUUUUAUCCACAUUCCGCGUGCUAACAGAAGAAGAGCUUCACAAAGUGUCUUAUGAUCGACAUUAUGCUUUGGGUGUGGAGAGAUUGCCAGCAGGUCACUUUGCGGUUGGUGAUUAUCUUACGGCAAAUGCAGUGCCCGGCUUGAGAUUGAUGCGGGAUGAUAUUUACUGGGAUCACGUUGUUGCUAUGAUGCCAAAAAGUAACGUUCAUACGCCCAAUUUAAAUAAAUUGACUCAAGAAAUUGUACAAGCAGGAUUAGUUCAUGUGUGGGAAAUGCAGGUAUCAAAUGCCCAUCAAGAUUUCAAAGUGCAACAAGGGAUACUUCUUUCAUUGCAAAGUAAAACUUCACAAGGGGAACCGGAAAUAUUAACUUUAGAACAUUUAAUUGGCGUAUUUACUAUAUGGGGACUAGGUGUUGUAAUAUCUUUGAUAUGUUUUGUGUUUGAAAUAAUUCGAAGUAAGUCUAUGCUAAAGAAAAUGUUUUAA